This is a messenger RNA of Amphimedon queenslandica, 4469 nucleotides long. RefSeq lists its product as uncharacterized. Gene Ontology annotation, cellular component: P granule; cytosol. NCBI's taxonomy places the organism in Eukaryota, Metazoa, Porifera, Demospongiae, Haplosclerida, Niphatidae. The transcript has 19 exons. The record is from RefSeq and is a predicted model, not a curated record. The coding region runs from base 33 to 4469 and encodes 1478 amino acids. Gene Ontology annotation, biological process: regulatory ncRNA-mediated post-transcriptional gene silencing; carbon utilization. Gene Ontology annotation, molecular function: carbonate dehydratase activity; helicase activity; zinc ion binding.
GGACCCCACCCAAAGACAAAGAGUUGUAGAGAAUGGCUGCUACUGAGCCUGCUAUUAGUGUCUUUGAUUCGACAGUUACAAAUUUGGAUUUUAUUGAAGAAGUGGAAGGUCUUUUAACUAAAAAAGGACUCGAAAUAUCAGAUUUACAAGUUAACCUCAAAAAAGAUGACAGCACCGCAGACCUCAUUCCGGGGAAGGACUGGUAUUCGUUUGGUAAAUCAAUGAAAGUUGAAUGUAACUCACUGGACGAUAUUAAAGAGAACAAUAAAACUUUGAAAGGAAAGAAAACCGCCCUGCUUCAUCUUCUGAUUGAACGUGACAAUAUUCGAUACGAAGAUAUCAUUUAUGGUUAUUAUACCCUUGGUCAGAGCGAAAAUAUUUCCUGUGUUCUUGAUUAUCUUGCAAGUCAAAGGAAAGAAAAAGAACCACAUACAACGGUACAUAAAGAGAAGCCACUGCCUAGUAAUAGAUUGAAACUACAAUAUAUAUGGCAAGCAAAUUAUAGAGAACGGCAGGGAAGGCCUCCUCCGAUUGGUAAAAAACAAGAAUUUAGUGUUGAAACCUAUAAAACCCAGUUCUAUGGUAUGCUAUGGUCAGAAGAGGAGGAACACAUACAGAAACUGAAAAUGAAGUGUAAUGGCCGUUAUAAAUUGUACAUAACCGAUAAUGUUCCACAAGAAGUUAAGUUCCUUCAGCAAGAUGGUGAUUUAUAUGGUUACAUUGAAGACGAGUCUUUUACUGAUGAUAAAAUAGAGUAUGCAACUCAAGCUAGUGAAUGCGUUUACUUAAAAAUGCCUGACGGUAGUCAUUUAAAAGCAUUCUUGUCACAGUACAACUACACUCAUAUUGAGCAACUCCUUUAUAUCAAUAUACCAAAAGGGCAUCUCAAGUUUUCAUCCUUUUCUUUUAAUAAAGAAGAAGGUGAUGACAUCAUAGCUCAAUUUGAAGUGAAGCACUCUUACUUUGACCACCUUCAUCGUGCAGUGGUCAACAUACCAUCAUAUGUCGCAAGCUGUCUCUUACCAAAUGAAACUUCUUUCAGUGAAUUUGAAAAUGGAAUAAGAUUUGAGCCUCGUUGUGAGUACAGUUUCAUGAGAUUAGAUCGUGAUCAACAAACCAAAGCCCUCAGAAUGAUUACUUCUGUUCCUUCACACAGUGACAUUAAGUCAUGUCCCCCUCCAGUUAUUCUUUAUGGUCCAUUUGGUUGUGGAAAGACUCGUAUUCUUGCUCGUGCUGCAUAUGAGAUUAUGAGAAACAGGUUUAACAGAAGAGAUUCGUGGAUAAGAAUCUUAAUUUGUGCUCAUCAUCCUCAGUCUGUUAAUACUUUCAUUGUUGAUUACUUUUCUAGAAUUAAAAAGGAUGACUUUUCAUCUCAAUUUGAUAUUUUUCUUGUUUCUCGAUAUUUGGGAAAUCCUUAUCCCACCUCUCGCAAUUCUCCGUACUACAAGACUCUCGAUGAACUCCGUGAGUCUAAUUGCGACUUCAAAAAUCUUAUCAUUGUUACUUCAUACAGUACAUCACUGCAACUUUAUGAAAUCCUGAACGUUCCUGAUCAUGGUUAUUUUACUCACGUGCUCCUUGAUGAAGCUGCUCAAGUACGUGAGCCUGAGGCAAUCAUUCCACUAGCCCUAGCAACAAGAGAUGCCAAAAUUGUCUUAGCUGGUGACGAUAAUCAGGUUGGUCCAAGGACUCUUGUUUUUGGACAAGAAGCAAAAAAUUGUGGGCUAAAUGUCUCACUUUUGACACGUCUAAUGGAACGCUACAAGAAAAUAAGCCCUGUUGCAUCUGAAUAUUUUACAAAACUCACUGUCAAUUAUCGUUCACAUCAAUCCCUCCUUCAAUUGCCAGAAUUGUUUUAUGGACCAAUUCAGUCCACAGAUAACAAGCCUUAUUGGCAUCACAGAGGUCCAACUGGCUACAAAUUUGUUUGCUCAGAUUCUAGACUUGUUCCAGAUUACAUUGACAAGGAUCAACAAUUAGUGGAAGCUUGCAUUGUUUUAGAAGAAGUUUUGCAUUAUUUGAAGGAAAUGGAAAAUGAGUAUCGACCUCCAAAAGUUUGUAUUAUAUCUUCUACAAGAAAACAGUUAAAUCAUAUCAAAAAAAUGGCAUCUCGUUAUCCUUGUUAUGAUGUUUUGAAAAAAAAGAAAGUAUCAUUUUUGCCUUCUUUUAUGAUUCAAGGCCAUGAAUUUCAAGCCAUAUUUAUAAGUUUGCUGGAACCAUUGAAAGAUGGAAAAAACAGAGAAUAUCUCACAAAAAGUCUGUUUAAUAAGUUUGUCUUCAAUACAGUUAUUACAAGAGCAAAGAGUCUUGUAGUAUGUGUUGCUAAACCAUUAGAAUUGUUAGACUUUGAAGAUCAAUACAUUAAGCUUACACUUGAAGCUAAGUGCUGGCAUGAGUACUUGCAUUUGUGCUUAGUAAGAGGUGCUGUAGACCACUUAACUCAAUCACGAAUUCAAAAGGAAGUUUUUGAACGAUUAGCAACAUACAAAAAGAUACCUUUUGAUGCUGCUGUUUUGAAACGUUAUGAAGAAUUGGAUUCUGUAUCAAGUUCAACCAGCAAAGAGCAAUCAUUACUUGAUGACAAUUUAUCUACCCAAUCUGAAGGCUCUACCCAUUUAGAGUACAAAAUAAAGGAAAGUGGUUAUACACAAGUGAAGCCUUUUGAAAUGCAGCCUGUACCUAAUUAUCCAAAAGUAACGGAAGGGCUCAGUACACAAGGGAAAGAACUAACCAGAAAAAUAGAAGAGUUAAAAAUGGAACUGAAAUCUGUGAACAAAGAUUUAUUACACACAAAGGAGGAGAUGGAAUGCACAAAGGAGGAGAUGGAAUCAGAAAUUGAUGCUCUAAAAGGGACAGUAAAAGAAAAAGAGAAAGAAAUUUCUGCCACAAAGAAUAAAUUGGAAGCAGUAAAAAAAAUGGCAAAAGCAAAAGACAUGCAAAUUAUGAGGCAACUAAGCAGAGGUAGUGCUAGUUCUCCAGAACUUGAAAAGCAAGCUCCUUUAUCUCAUGAUAUUAAAUCACUUACCAAAGAAAAAAAUGUAUCAAAAAACCACUCUGACAUGUGCACCCAGACUGAAAAAUACGAAGUUCAAAAGCCUAGUAAACCUAGUGCCAAAUUAACAGUCUAUGAUAACAACAGACAAAAAGGAAUUGCAAUGAUAUAUGGUUUAUUUACACUGUUUAUUCUCCUCACAUUGUUAAGAUUUGAUCUAAAAAUUGCUCCUUUACCAGGUGUAAAAGUAGUUGCUUCUACUAAAUUCCUUGUAGCAGGUGGUCAGUCAAGGCAGCUAAACUGGGAAGAAUUUGGGUUUAUAAUGGAUAUUCCAAAAAAUGCCCUUCCUCGUGGCUUCCUAGCUGAAGUUGUAAUACGUGUUAGUUUAUCAGGUCCUUAUAUAUAUCCUGACCCUAAAACUUGGAAGCCUGCCAGUGCUGUGUACUGGAUAUCUAGCAGUAAGGAUUUUAUCAAUCCUGUAUUGCUAAGAAUAUGGCAUAACAUGAGAGGGAAAACUGAUUUAUCGUCAAUAAAAGUUCUGACAGCUGAUGACAAUCCUGAAAAUAGAACUUACAUUUUUAAAGAAGUUCAUGAUAGUAAAAUUACUAUAAAUGGACCUUUUGUCUACAUUUUAUUGAAUCAUUUCUCUUCUUACACUGCUGUUACAGAUGGUGAUAUUAGACAUUUCAAAGGUUCAUUGAUAUAUCGUAAAUCUCCAAAAAGUGAUAAAAUUUGGGAGUAUAGUUUUGUUGUAUAUAAGUGUCAUGUUAAUGGCAUUAUUGAAAAAUUACUGGAUGGAAGUUACAGUGGAUGGACUUAUGAUUAUCCUGAAUUUUACCCUGUGACUUUUGAAGAUAACAGUGCAGCUUUGGAACUUUAUUUAACCCAUAAUCAAUCCAGUAAUAAUUGGGAAUUUAUUGAAAAAAUGCGACCCCUUAUUUGUCGAAAAGGUGAGCUUCAGAAUCAAAUUGGCUCAACAAGUAGUUUGCCAUUUAUGCUACAAUGGACUGGCAAAGGUUACCCUUAUAAAGCAGAAGCAAAAAUUUUAAGACUCUCAUUCAGUGGAGCUGAGCAACCAAAAGAAAUCAAAUUUAUAUCAAACUCAAUUGAUGAAGGUGAGGGAAAUAAAAUUAGCUACAAAAGUGGAGGAGUGAUACCACGGCAUGAAAACUUGCUUGAAUAUGUCAAUAAAAUUACUAAAUCUAAGGAGUUUUGCUGGCAUCUUGGUAUGAAGCCUGAAGACUGUGCCAGAAUAGAGAGAGAUGAACAUUCGAUUAAAGAACGGAUAAUGGAGGUGUUACGCAGUUGGCAGGCUACAGGAGAAAGAACAUGGAAGGAUCUUAUUAAAGCAAUAGCUUUGACUGGAGAAUGUAUGGAAGCAAAGAAGUUUGCUAGAGCACAUAAUGUUCAAUUUGAUGAAGAAAAAGAUAAGCUAGUCUUUGACAAUUGCCCUAAAAUUAAUGAAAAUUUGUACUGA